Molecule: messenger RNA, 943 nt
Organism: Nelumbo nucifera (sacred lotus)
Lineage: Eukaryota; Viridiplantae; Streptophyta; Magnoliopsida; Proteales; Nelumbonaceae
Product: B3 domain-containing protein Os01g0723500-like
Molecular function (GO): DNA binding
Source: RefSeq, a predicted model, not a curated record
AUGAAGGUGAAAGCGGAGUUCUUGAAGGUUCUUCAGAAAGUAGAUUUGAAGCGGCCACUGAUGAUCCCACCAGCAUUUCUCAAACACCUCGAAGAAGAAUCAUCUGAAGUAGUGAUUUUAGAAGGUCCUAGUGGUGGUCUGUGGAAUAUCAAAUUAAACAGAAUAUAUGAUGGCAUGUAUCUUGAACAUGGUUGGGAAACUUUCUUAACAGACCACUCCUUAAGCGCUGGAGAUCUCUUGGUUUUCUCAUACAAGGGUCAUUUGCAUUUCACUGUAACAAUAUUUGAUAGAAGGGCAUGUUGGCGUGAGGAUUCAUUUACUGUGAAACCUUCACAAGAAUCGAGCAACACCCAUGAAGUAAAGAGGCGUGGUAGGCCACCCGAGACCUUGGAAAGAGCAAAACAUGGUGAAAACCGCAAAGCUCUUAUUGAUAUCAAUCCCCCAUCUCAACCUUCCGAGACACAUCAGACAAGAGGUUUGCCUAAACAAAAGCAGCCUGAUCAAUUGCCUUCAUCUAAAGGAAAAAGAGUUAGGGUAUCAAAGCCUAUUGAAGUGAAUCAAAUUGCAAGGAGACCAGCAAAAGAAGCAGUUGCCGAAUUCACCUCCAGGCUACCCUUUUUUGUGAUCGAGUUACAAACUCACAAUGUGAACAGGCCAUUUUAUGUGAAUGUACCAUCUUGGUUUUCAAGGUCCUAUCUUCCCAAAAAAGAAACAAAGAUAGUCCUGCAAGAUGCCAAGGAGAACAGUUGGAUUGUCAACCAUCGCAAGUUCACAUCAAGAGAUACUUUAUAUGGAGGCUGGGCUAAAUUCUGCCAGGAGAACAACCUCAAGAAAGGAGAUUAUUGUGUUUUUGAGCUUGUGGGUGAGCUUCAACUGCGAGUGUAUAUUUUUCCAGUUCACUGAAGAAGCAACAAUAACUUAUAUAUUUCUCAUCGUUGUCGUA